ACCGGCAACGGUUCCAUGGAAAAGGUUUCAUCCAUUUGGUCACCGCUCCAGGUGAACACCAGCGUUGCGAAGUUGCGAAUACACAUCUCUAGUUCACGGUUGUUGGAGACCUUUUGGUUGGUGGCAUUCAAUAUGGGAACGCAUACGUUAGCUGCAACUACUUUUUUGCUUGUGAUUGUCCUGGAAUAUUCACAUGCAUUAUCAUCCCAACCAUCAAAGAAAUGCGUGGAAUUCGUGAUGCGUAACACUGGCGAAUGUACAUGCAAAGAAGCACGCGAUCGAGGCGUAGAUCAGUUAGGUGAAAAGUGGGUGCCCAGUUGUGAUGAUAAUGGAAAAUGGAGCGCUAAGCAAAGCGAUCGCGAUGGAUCCUGGUGCGUUGACCAGAAGGGAAAUCAACAUGGAGAUAAGGCGAAAAUGUGGUUUGGAAUGGACAUCAACUGCGACUAAACAAACGUUUUUUUUAUUUCUUGUGCACCGACGCUUAAAUUUCCAAAUCAGCGUUUGCCAGAAAUUUUUAGAAAGACCUGUGACAGGCAAGCACAGAGAGCUCACAGAUGACUUUAUUGUACAAAUAAA
Messenger RNA from Paramacrobiotus metropolitanus, 576 nucleotides. RefSeq lists its product as uncharacterized. NCBI's taxonomy places the organism in Eukaryota, Metazoa, Tardigrada, Eutardigrada, Parachela, Macrobiotidae. Bases 16 to 447 code for a protein of 143 amino acids. The transcript is spliced from 5 exons. The record is from RefSeq and is a predicted model, not a curated record.